AUCCUACCAACCAGUCUAGCAGGUCUGAAUCUAGAGCAACACAGAGAGGAGUGCCUUCCAACAACAGGGCAUAAGAGGUUCUACUCGAACACCAGAACCUGAUUUGGGUUCAGAAUGUCUCUUCUCACCAUUUUGGUCCUUUUGGGGACCGGGCUGACAGUGAACAGUGAAUUGCACUCCCUCACUUACAUCUACACGGCCUUCUCCAAACCUGUCACUCUCCCGGGGCUACAUGAGUUCACCGCUAUGGGUUUGCUGGAUAACCGAAUGAUUGAUUACUAUGACAGCGAACACCAAAAGAAGGUUCCCAAACAGCAAUGGAUGGCAGAUCACCUUGAAAAAGAGUACUGGGACAAAGGCACCCAGUCCAGAAAGAGCAAGGAGCAAUGGUUCAAGGUCAACAUCGACAUUUUGAUGAAACGAAUGAGACAGAAUGACACUGAUACCCAUAUUCUUCAGUGGAUGCACGGCUGUGUGGGUGAAACUCAGCCCGACGGCUCUCUGAAGUUUGUCCGUGGGAUGGACAUGUACAAUUAUGAUGGAAAGGACUUUCUGUCCUUCGAUGAUGACAAACAGGUUUGGGUUGCUCCAAUUACAGCAGCAUUGGAAACCAAGAGGAAGUGGGAUGAGGUCCAGGUCCUGAAGGAAUACACCAAGGGCUACUUGGAGAAGGAGUGUAUGGAGUGGAUGAGCAAGUUCAGAGACUAUGGGAAAGAACAGCUUAAAAACGCCACAAAACCCAUUGUGCACAUGUUCACACGAAAGGCCAAAACUGAAUCAAACGUCAUCUUGACCUGUCUGGCCACCGGCUUCUACCCCAAAGACAUCAUUAUGGAAAUCAAAAGAAAUGGACGUGUCCUGAACAAGGAUGACGGGCUGCAGAAAUCUGGGGUUCUUCCAAACCAUGAUGACACCUUUCAGCAAAAACUCCAUGUAGAGAUUUUGAAGUCUGAUUUUUCCACCUACACCUGUGAGGUCAACCAUCCUGGCUCUGAUUUGCAUGAAGAAAAUAAAUGGGAUCACACUCUUCUUGAGGACAAGGGAAACAAUGCCAUUAUUAUUGGUAUUGGUGUCGCAGUUGGGGUCUUGGUUGCGGUCAUCGCUGUGGUACUUUUUGUCCUUAAAAAGACGACAAAAAAACUUGGUGAAUCUGAAACAGUUCAUGUCCCCCUCAUCCCUGGCAGUGAUUCUGACAGCGGGGCCAGUGUUCCAACUCAGGGCUCUGAUCACGCCGAUUCUGGCCAUGAAAGUAAUGGAGAUUCCUCUCCGAGGAGCGACAGCCCCAGCAGCACAGAAAUGGAAGUCCCUGAGGGGUCUCCAGAUCAGAUGGUCUGA
Cyprinodon tularosa is the source of this 1335-nucleotide messenger RNA. RefSeq names its product H-2 class I histocompatibility antigen, Q10 alpha chain-like. Gene Ontology annotation, biological process: immune response. The transcript is spliced from 9 exons. Lineage: Eukaryota; Metazoa; Chordata; Actinopteri; Cyprinodontiformes; Cyprinodontidae. The record is from RefSeq and is a predicted model, not a curated record. Gene Ontology annotation, cellular component: external side of plasma membrane. The coding region runs from base 115 to 1335 and encodes 406 amino acids.